AUGACCGAGAUUGCCAACAAUCAUCCCACCCUCCAGUCACCCUCUCAGCUCUGCCUGAUUAUUCAAGUAGCUCAAGAAAACACUAGCAUGGCAUCUACACCUGCUCCAUUCGUGCGGAGGACGCGGGGUCUUCCACGCCGGGACUAUAAUGCUCUACACAAUGGCCUGGUUUCAUCACCUUCUGAGCAAUCCGAGGAAUCCAUUUGUGAAAUAGGACGCCCGUCUACGCUUUCCAUUGGGGGUAGCAGCAUGACUAGCCUUUCCCCGUACGAUCAACGAUCACCGGGUGGUCUUUCCCCGAGCUCCGACCUCGAUACCUAUCACGAAAAAUCGAUCCUCAACCCUAGUUCCCCUGCAGCACUGAUCCAGCCAACAAUCGCAAGGGGUCUCCCCGGUCCAGCCUCCCUCGAACCGCCUACAACGGAUGCCAACGGGAAAUUGUCCGUGCCAACGACGAUCCUGAACGUUUCAAAACCCGCAACUUCAAAACUUGGCGGAUUAUUCAUCUGCGAUUGUUGUCCAAAGAAACCCAAGAAAUUCGACAACCCAGAUGACCUCCGCUCGCACGAAAUGGAAAAACAGUAUGCAUGCGCCUACUGCAACAACCGCUUCAAAAACAAAAACGAAGCAGAACGCCACCAAAACUCCCUCCACCUUCCGCCCCUACUCUCCGGAACCCUCUCCGUCUAG
This is a messenger RNA of Penicillium canescens, 690 nucleotides long. RefSeq lists its product as uncharacterized. The record is from RefSeq and is a predicted model, not a curated record. The coding region runs from base 1 to 690 and encodes 229 amino acids. Lineage: Eukaryota; Fungi; Ascomycota; Eurotiomycetes; Eurotiales; Aspergillaceae. The transcript is spliced from 3 exons.